AUGACAAUCUCCUAUCUGAACUCGAAGACAUUCGAAGACACGUCUUCUUUCUUCAACUAUCUGCUAAUGCCUUCUGAUAUGUUUGAUGAACUGUUUAAUUCCCUGUCUCUCAGACUUACCAAAAAAGACACCAACUUCAGGAAAGCUCUGCAUCCUGGUCUGAAGUUAGCAGAUGAUGCAUUUGCCCUUCGUCAAUACCUAAUGAAACCCUACUCAAGAAGAGGUCUGUCAGAAGCUGACCUGAUUGCCAACUACAGGAUCUCCAGAGCAAGAAGAGUCAUGGAGAAUGACUUUGGUAUUCUUGCAAACCGAUGGCAAUUUCUUCUCAACACUUCGCAACAUGGUCCAGAUGUGCUCCCGAAGAAUGAAGGUGAGCUACAGAACCUGAAUGAGCUCCGAGAAAACCUCCACAGAGCCAACAACUCCUGCAUCAGAUGGAGCCCAGAGGAGAUGCUUUCCUUCCCAGGUGGCUUCAGGAAACUCCGGCUUUGUCGCUUCCAUCCAUGGCCGAAGGAGGAGCUCCCAUUAGCGAGGAGAUCGCGAAAGAAGUUUACUGACGAGGGCUACAAGAUUCACAACCUGCCAUUUGUUACCAACGUUGUGAAGACUAGUUUCCCUUACAUCAGUCUUCUGUCCAUCUUCAUCGCUAUGUCCAAGGUGUAUCCCAGGGUUGCCGAGUAUGUGCAGGAACACAAACUAUGUGCCCAUCCAUGUUUGGAGAUUUAUGAUGGGAAGAACAUCCACUUCAUGGCUCCCUUGGCUAAACAGGACGAGUUCUAUGUGGCUGAAUACAACCAACCGAGUCCUGAGGAUGAUGCCUCGGAACUGGAAGACCCAAGUCUAGCUGAAAGCCUCCCAGAUGACAGCAUCUCCUACAGCGAACCUUCUUUCAGCGAAAUUAGCCAAAGUCUGUCCACAGAUCUCACAGUCAGCACUGAAGAUAAGGAAGGGGAGGUAAUCAAAAUGGCUGCCGUGCAAGCUGGUGCAGGAGAGGCAAAAAAUUUAGCCGACUCUGGGUUUUCUUCCGAUGCAGUUCCCUCCCCUCUUUCCGGCUCUCUUCAGGUGGAGGACCCUGCUGACACAGGGUCAGAGGGCAGCUCAGGAUCGCCUUUCGAAGAUAUAAAAGGUGAAACCGAGGAACUAAUUAAAGAAAUGAAUCAACAAGUGGAGAGUAAGGAAUAGUUGCUGAUUUUGUUGCGAGGAGCUGAACAAGCAGAACAUGACCGUGUAAAGAUUAAUGCUAUUAAGGUGUCCAUCUUUUUACUUGUGUGGGUGCACUCUGUGAUUGAUGUGUGCUCUGUUGACGUGUAAUACUAUUAUCCAAUGGUGCAUAACAACUAGCUUGCUGUUGAACAUGUAUGAAUGCAUUUAUUAAACAUAUCGUGAUAGAUUAGGCUAUUGAUAACCUGGCCUUGGUAGUGUAGUACGUGGUCUGUGUCUGUAGAAAUAUUUUUAUAUUGUAAAGAUUAUUGUAUUUAUUAUGACAGAUAUUGAAAUGUUUUCAACUAUGAAUCUUACUGGUAAAUAUGAAAUAGAAUUUUAAUGACAGGGGGUAAUGUAUUAAUAUAGCUCCUCAGUAUGUUAGACUGGUCAAGAGGGACUUAAUGGAUUGGGUGGUCCAACUUCGAGCGAUGUUGUUGAUUGUAGGUCAUGGUGACCUGACAGUAUGGACCAUUACAUACCACAUCAAUAACCAUUGCAGCAGCGUUUACCUCGACUACAAAAUGACCCCAUGGAAAUUCACUAGCCAGUCGGACCCAGUGACUGUGGAGAUUUAUUAGCCCAACUGGAUUUCUACUAGCCAUAGGCUAAGCGGGCCAGUGGUUAUUUAGCACACACUGCUCGGGGCCCCUAAUUAUUAGUUUUAAGGGUCCUUGCAGCCAAUAUAUGAGGGGGUCCUGUGGAAAUGCUUGUUAAUAGAGAACUCUAUGUUUUCUUUAGAGCCUGGAGUGAAUCAUUGAUCAUGUGAACUGAUGGGUGAACUGAUGCAUGUAAACGCUCUGAAAGAGAAACAACCAAACACUAAGCAAAGUCACAGAUGUGUUAAUGGGUACAGUGAAUGAUAUUUGUGAAUUGUUUUCCUGCAUCCAUUCUCUACAUUUGUGCAUACUGGACCCACAUUUAUCGUGUCACGUAAAACUGUGCAUUGUAUAGUCCGGACUCUUAUAUUCCCUGGCCACUAUCAUAUAUACAUGUGGCUAAAAUAUAGCUGAGUAAGCAGCAGUAAACAACAAACGCACGCAUGCGUUUAUGAAUAAUAUUUAUAUAUAUUUGGUAUCUUAUUAUUAUUGCUGUCAUUCCCAACUUUUGCAAGAUAAUCAAUUUCUUUUAAAGUAAGCUCCAAAAUAUAUGCAAUAGGCCAAGAGCUACCAUAUUGUAAAAAGUUUUACAGUGUAGAAAGUGUGUAUUUUAACCUUUUCUCUGGAUAAAAUACUUUUUAAACUGCUAUUUCUUAUAGAGCAAUUAAAUCAGGUGUUGUCAUACAUUACACAAA
This is a messenger RNA of Haliotis rubra (blacklip abalone), 2494 nucleotides long. RefSeq lists its product as uncharacterized. Bases 1 to 1182 code for a protein of 393 amino acids. Lineage: Eukaryota; Metazoa; Mollusca; Gastropoda; Lepetellida; Haliotidae. Gene Ontology annotation, biological process: protein-DNA covalent cross-linking repair; reticulophagy. Gene Ontology annotation, cellular component: endoplasmic reticulum membrane; autophagosome membrane; replication fork. The transcript is spliced from 5 exons. The record is from RefSeq and is a predicted model, not a curated record.